Molecule: messenger RNA, 1023 nt
Organism: Lampris incognitus (smalleye Pacific opah)
Lineage: Eukaryota; Metazoa; Chordata; Actinopteri; Lampriformes; Lampridae
Product: aquaporin-4-like
Exons: 5
Coding region: 1-1023 (340 amino acids)
Biological process (GO): transmembrane transport
Cellular component (GO): plasma membrane; basolateral plasma membrane
Molecular function (GO): water channel activity
Source: RefSeq, a predicted model, not a curated record
AUGACGGAGCGUGGCAGUCGGGCGUUUGAGCACCUGAGGACGUGGUGGGUCCAGCAUGUGUGUCCUUGCUAUACAAAGCGCUACGGUGUGCAAAUGCUCUCCUCUUGUACUCGCGACAAGGCCAUGACCACCUUCCGAGGCAUCUGUACCCACGAAUGUUUGCGAUGUGCGGUAGCCGAAUUCCUCGCCAUGCUGAUCUUCGUCCUCCUCGGUGUGGGUUCCACCAUCAACUGGGGGGCUGGAGAUGAGCAGCCACGCCCCCCUGACCAGGUGCUCGUCUCUCUGUGCUUUGGCCUGUGCGUUGUUACCAUGGUCCACAGCUUCGGCCACGUCAGCGGUGCACACAUCAACCCAGCUGUCACAGCAGCCAUGCUGGUCACCAAGAAGCUGAGUUUGACCAAGGCUGUCUCCUACCUGAUGGCCCAGUGCCUUGGGGCGACAGCGGGAGCUGCCCUCCUUUAUGGUAUCACUCCACGUUCCGUCAGGGGUGGCAUGGGGGUCACCAUGGUAAACAACACUAUAUCUGUGGGCCGUGCUCUGGUGGUAGAAAUCUUCAUCACUUUCCAGCUGGUCCUUACUGUGUUUGCCAGCUGUGACCCCAAACGCAAUGCCCUGAAUGGUUCAUCUUCUCUGGCUAUUGGCCUGUCUGUAUGUUGUGGCCAUCUGUUUGCAAUGCCCUACACUGGAGCAAGCAUGAACCCAGCUCGUUCCUUUGGACCUGCCAUCGUGACGUGGACCUGGGAAAACCACUGGGUGUUCUGGGUAGGUCCAGUGCUGGGUGGGGUAGUGGCAGCAAUCCUGUAUGAGAACCUUGUGUCUCCAGCUCCAGAGCUGAAGAAGCGCUACUCUGAAGCCUUCUACAGGACUCCUCUCUCCUCCACCAAGUACCUGGAGGUCCAGGCUUCUACACUUAACGCUGAACACAACCAGCUCAUCAAAGAGCCACUCUUCACGGUCAUGGACCUGGAAAGGUCUGAAGGGAGGGAAAGGAAGAUGUCCACUGAGGCACUCUCCUCUGUUUGA